AUGGUACACUAUAUUCCCGCGUUAUCUGGGUUUUCGGAUGGAUAUAAAGCAGGAAUUACCACAACAACAACUACUCAGCCUUCGAUUUAUGCCCCUUACGGUGGUCAGUCAGACGUCAAACCACCUCUCCCGCCAGAAUUACCUGCGCUGUCACGUCCUCGAACGCCAACUCCACCAUCUAAAACCACAUUAACUACAACAACGAUAACGAUUACCCCUUCGUACAUCAAUCCUGAUGGAGGGUGUCGCGUUUACACCAGGGAAGAAAAAUACAAAAUGUUGACGGACUUGGGAUCAUACAAUCUUUUUAUGGCAGACACGGCUGAGGAAGCAGCUCUGAAUUUCGCUCCUGUGUUCAAGAAACUUCUUUAUGGAAAAGAACCAUAUCCUGACUAUGAGGAUGUCCGCAUCAUAAACGGUACCAUUGAACGAGUUUGCCGCAGCAAUGUUUGUCGAUUGCAAAAACUAAAGGCUCCCAUAACAGAAGAAGAGUGGCUCAGUGGCAGUCAACAAGUACUGGUAUGGACGAUGUCUCUCUGA
Molecule: messenger RNA, 540 nt
Organism: Cylicocyclus nassatus
Lineage: Eukaryota; Metazoa; Nematoda; Chromadorea; Rhabditida; Strongylidae
Source: the annotation of a GenBank genome assembly